AUGCCUUUCUCUCAUCAUAGCCAUUCUGGCCAGUUCUGUCCUGGCCAUGCAAAGAAUUCCCUCGAAGAAGUCAUCCAGACAGCAAUCAAGCAGGGAAUGCAAGUAUUCUGUUUAACAGAGCAUAUGCCCCCUUUUUUUGCAGAAGCAUUACGACUACGUGAAAAGUAUGCAUCUCAGAUCAAGCUUCUAAUAGGAUUUGAGAUCGAUUGGAUUCGCCCAGAGUCUUUAACGUUAAUUGAAACAUCAUUGUCUCGUUUCCCGUUUGAGCUCUUGGUUGGCUCAGUACAUCAUGUACACACUAUCCCGAUUGAUUAUGAUGCCGCCAUGUAUGGCCAAGCACGGGAAGCUGCCGGCGGAACGGACGAGCGGUUAUUUGAGGACUACUACGACAGCCAGUUAGAUAUGUUGCAAAAACUAAAACCUCCAGUCGUUGGACAUUUUGACCUAGUUCGGCUGAAGAGCGACGAUCCAAAUGCUACUUUCACUAAAUACCCUAGAGUCUGGGAGAAGAUCCGGCGCAAUCUCCAGUUUGUGGCCAGCUAUGGUGGCAUGCUAGAACUCAACUCGGCUGCGCUAAGGAAAGGAAUGAGCGAGCCGUAUCCGAAAGCAGAAAUUUGCAAGGAAUUUUUAUCAAUGGGUGGCCGUUUCUGCCUGUCUGAUGAUAGUCAUGGUAUUGAUCAAGUAGGAUUUGGCUACCGAGAAGUUCUAGACUUCAUCGACCGUACAGGCAUCACGGCCAUACAUUAUCUUGAAUUGACCCAAGACGGAGACGCUCCAGACACGCGGUUCCCAUCCACGAAAGUUUGCUCCUUGUCCGUGGAAGAAGUAAAGAACAAAGCCUCAUUCUGGCUUUAGAUCAUCUGACAAUUGGACAUUUCCCAGAUGAUGCUUCGGGGGAAUUGACGUGGAAAACGAAAAGAAAUAAAAAAAUCAAUACGAGGCUUCAAAGGCCAAUCUUCGUCGUAGGAUCAGUCAAUCCAUCUAUCCUUAUCACUACGAACUACUAAGUUACAUGUGAUGUAUCAAUAAGCGUCCUUAUGUCGUAGAUAGUGUAACACGGCAAUUGGCGCGGCUGAUGCGUCAAAAGCAACA
Molecule: messenger RNA, 1092 nt
Organism: Talaromyces proteolyticus
Lineage: Eukaryota; Fungi; Ascomycota; Eurotiomycetes; Eurotiales; Trichocomaceae
Product: Polymerase/histidinol phosphatase-like protein
Exons: 3
Coding region: 1-855 (284 amino acids)
Biological process (GO): L-histidine biosynthetic process
Cellular component (GO): cytoplasm
Molecular function (GO): histidinol-phosphatase activity
Source: RefSeq, a predicted model, not a curated record